Marchantia polymorpha subsp. ruderalis is the source of this 1279-nucleotide messenger RNA. NCBI's taxonomy places the organism in Eukaryota, Viridiplantae, Streptophyta, Marchantiopsida, Marchantiales, Marchantiaceae. The record is from the annotation of a GenBank genome assembly.
GAAAUGUGUACAGUGGCUAACGUCUACGUCGGCAGAAUCUGUUGUAUGGAGAAAGUUGUGCUGUUCUUCUAGCGCCUCUGCCAAGUACUGCAGUGUCCCGAAAGGGUGACUAAUUCGGGAGUUUCCGCGGCCUAAGAGCUUGGAGGUUGAAAGAGAGACCAGAUUUGACUAUCCACUGUGUUUGAAAAUGAGGAGAGGGGCAGAGUGGGUAAUCCGAAUCGGCAAUUCGCAAUUUUGAGACACGGAGUACGAGAGCAGUUCGAGGGUUCAGUCUGUGUGAGACGUUUGGUGAGCUCGGGAGUUUGAGUUUUCAUUUUUCCGUCUCCGAAUUGAGGUUGCGAUGUUCGUGUUGACGAAGGUGAAACAUGAACUGCGGAUUGCGCCGCAGAAGCUUUCGUUACCACUGCUGGAUGCGAUAACGAGCGAAAUUCAGAACUUGUUUUUUGACAAGGUUACAGCUCCUUGAGGAUGCCAGUCUAAUGCUAUAUUUCGGACCGUCGUCAGUAAUUUGGAGACAGCUCGUUAAAAUGAAGUGAAUCGCUUGCUGGCUUUUCGCUGUUGUUAUUCCAGGUCUUGAAAGAUAUGGGUCUCUGUAUAACGCUGUAUGAUGUGAGGGCAGUAGAAGGUGGUUUUGUGUUUCCUGGUGACGGAGCUCCUCGCUUUACGGUCGAUUUCCAGCUGGUCAUGUUCCGGCCUUUCAUUGGAGAAGUUUUGACAGGGAAACUGAAAAAAUGUGACAAAACUGGACUUUACAUAUCUCUGCAGUUCUUCGAGGAUAUUCACAUCCCAGAGCACCUUCUCCAGCAACCUUCUGUUUUUGAUGAAGAGGAGAAGCUCUGGAUUUGGAAUUUCAACGGGAAUGAUAUGUUCAUGGAUCUUGAUGAGGAGGUCCGGUUUCGGGUUGUGCAAGUGAAAUAUCCUACCAUCCCUAUCGAACAAGACAAGGGUGCAAAACCUUUUGCUCCCAUGGAGAUCACUGGAGACAUCAAUGCUGAUGGACUGGGACUUGUUUCGUGGUGGUGAGAGUCUAUUCCGAUUGACGCACUCAAGCACAACAGGAAGCAGCGAAACUCGCCCGUGCCCACUGACCCGACCUGGUCGCACCAUAUGUCAAUAUGGUGGUCUACAUAAGAGGGAGAUCACAUUCUGAGAUGCUUUUCUGGGAGCCUAGUUUACAAUUGUUUUAUAAUUCAUUACCGCCUGGGUGUAGAGGAACUCGAGAUUUUGGUUAAAUAAAAUAUUUUCUUUUGUAUAAAGUAGCCAUCGGACUUCUAUUUUA